AUGCCAAAAACUGAAGUUCAACAAACACAAAAACUCGAGUUCAAAAACACCACAACCUCAAGUUCAAACAUGACACAAACUCAGGUUCAACAAAAACCACACUCAAGUUCAACAAAUGUCAUACUUUUAAGUUCAACCAACACCCAAUUCUCAAUUUUAGAAAUUGCCACAACCUCAAGUUCAAAAAUAACACAAACUCAAGUUCAUCCACGUCACAAACUCAAGUUCAACAGACGCCAUAAACUCAUGUUCAACAAUUGCAACCAACUAAAGUUCACUGAAAACCACAGACUCAAGUUCAACAAUUGCCAAAACCUCAAGUUCAGAAACAACAAACUCAAGUUCAAAAAACACACAAACUCAAGUUAA
This is a messenger RNA of Xyrichtys novacula (pearly razorfish), 369 nucleotides long. The record is from the annotation of a GenBank genome assembly. NCBI's taxonomy places the organism in Eukaryota, Metazoa, Chordata, Actinopteri, Labriformes, Labridae.